This is a messenger RNA of Hemicordylus capensis (graceful crag lizard), 2105 nucleotides long. RefSeq names its product ubiquinol-cytochrome-c reductase complex assembly factor 1. Gene Ontology annotation, biological process: mitochondrial respiratory chain complex III assembly. Gene Ontology annotation, cellular component: mitochondrion. NCBI's taxonomy places the organism in Eukaryota, Metazoa, Chordata, Lepidosauria, Squamata, Cordylidae. The record is from RefSeq and is a predicted model, not a curated record. The transcript is spliced from 10 exons. Bases 126 to 1034 code for a protein of 302 amino acids.
AAACCAUGCUACUACCGUGCAUUGCCAGCCGAGCGCUUUGCAGCUCCAGUCCCAGGCUGGCGGCGCAUGAAAAAACGGAAGUGCUUUGAUGUUUCGCGGAAGCGGAAGCGCGACCUUGAAGAAUUAUGGCGGCGCUGGUGAGAAUCGUGAAGCAUCGAGCCAGAGUACCUCAAUGGAUUGCAUUAUGCAGUGGAUUGAUACAAACAACAUUAGCUCAAGCACAGUAUGGCAGGAUGCUACAUGGUGCUCUCCAGAGGCACAAGAAUGGCCGGUCGCAACUAACCAAAGUUUGCUGUGGAUUAAUACAAACCAUUGGUACAGCCAAACAGCCAAACAGAAUACUUCAUCACACAAAAAAGCUUCUUUCAGCCAAAGAUUCUCCUCAGCCAUCUGAAGAGAAAGUGGGUGCUUUCACAAGGAUAAUAGAAGCAAUGGGUUUCACAGGACCACUAAAAUAUAACAAAUGGAAAAUUAAAAUAGCAGCACUGCGCAUGUACACAUGCUGUGUGGAGAAAACAGACUAUGAAGAAUUCUUUAACAAAUUUCAGAUGCCUGAUACAUUGAAUUCCUGGUUUUUAGUUGCACAGCUUCAUGUCUGGAUGUGUUUAGUACGAAUGAAGCAAGAGGGUCGAGCGGGAAAGUAUAUGUGUCGCUUUAUAGUUCAUUCUAUGUGGGAAGAUGUUGAACAACGUGGCAAGGUCAUGGGAAUUGAUUCUGUUGCCCUGAAAGAAAGUAUGAGAAGCAUGACAGAAAGUUUCUAUGCAGCUAUUUUUGGAUAUGAUGAGGGAAUCUUGUCAGAUGAUCAUGUGCUUGCAGCAGCCAUCUGGAGAAAUCUGUUCAAUAAACACUGUGAUGAUCCAAGGCAGCUAGAAAUAAUGGUCGAAUACAUACGCAAACAGGUGCAGCAUCUGGAUGCUAUUCCUGGAGAAGACCUGCUGCUGUCUGGUGAAGUGUCUUGGCGCCCCCUUGAGGAAACAAAUGCGCAAAGCAUCGUGAAACCAGCAUUUCCAACAUAUAAUGACGAAGGACUAUAAAAUCUUCAUUAGCAAGCUUGAAAACGUUUUGCUGCUGAAUGUAUGUUAAGUCUAUAUGUGUAAAAAAUCCUGAAAGAGAUACUUGCCUCAUGCUGUGGGGCUCCCAAGAAAGAAAAUACAUUCUGUAGUUGCUAUUUAAAAGAGUGGUUAAAACUCUUCUACUUGUAAUGAUUUCUACCUUUAGAAAACCCGAAAAGCAUACUAUUUUGUUACUAUAUCUGUGGUUAAGUGCUGCUAGUUCAUUUGAGGAAUCCUUUGCAGUUGCAUUAUCCAGUAGUCCCAGCACGCUGGUUUUCAGAGGGAGCAUUCGUCUUUUGAGUGCAAACUAGUUUACCAAAGUGACAAGCAAUCUGCCUUUUGUCUGAUGAGAGAGGAUCAGCUACCCAAACGUGUCAUUCUCUCCUCUGGUAAGCACAAGCAUGGAUGUAAGCUGUUUGUGUCAGUAUUUUUGUACUAGUAUUCUGUCUGUCAGGACAAAUGAGAGAUUAGAAUUGUAAAGCUUGAAAAAUGGCGACUGUUUCUGAAAGGGCUCUGCAAAUUCCCAUCCAAGUUCAGAGUGAAGCUAAUAAAAAUGGGGGUUGGGAUGUAGCUUCUUUGCUUGCCUUUGUGGCACAGGAGAAGAGAAUGUUUCCUUUCUAUUAGUGACCCCAUAAGAGGCAGGACUUGGAGUAUGGCUAGAAACUACUUUCCAGGCUGCCAUUGUUGUCUUCCCAUUGUGUUCUGAAAAUUUUGCAGUAAGAGCAACCUUUCCUGUUUCAUGAGUCUGUUUUGCUCAGGUCGUCUCCCUAUAAAAUAGUGGUUCAGGAUCCUAUCUGGCUAAUAAUUUGACCAGAAUGAUCGUUCUGUAACCUGCUUAUCAAACAAUACCUUCAGUUAGAGUCAGCUAUGUGUUACAUAAAGAAGGCUAGUACAUUUUAGAAGCAAAACCAACUUUGUCUCUCUUGUAGUCAGAAUUGUAGCCUGAGAAACAAUCCUCUUGUUUUCCUUACCAUGUAUGCCUUUGUUGAGAAAUUGGAGAAUAGUUCUCCACAAAUUUAGGGUUGAGCCUAAUAAAUAUACUGAAAAAAUGUA